CCUUCGUCUAUCUCCGACUUGUUUCAAGUGCUCUGCAAAGUUUCAGUCGCCUUUCUCCUUAAACCCUGAGUCUUCUUCUUCUUAACAGCCAUGGGUUUCUUCGACCUCAACAUACCCUACGAUGACCGUUCAUCUUCAAGCAGUGCUAAUCGCAUCAAGGUUGUUGCCAAAAUCAUGGAGCUCGGCUACUCCGGUAUCGCCUACAACCGUACAAUCAAAGGAGUGAUGUCCGACCGGGAUCGCUGUUCUAUUCCCCUUCUCAAGGUUUCAUCGCUUCACACUAUCCUUCCAUCCUUCUCCGCUUCCGUAGAGUUCCACCGCGAUCUUCUAGACAUCCCACGGUCUUCUCCUUUCCGUCAGUACACGCGUCUUACUAUUUCUAUCAACACUAACAACGAGGUUCUGGCCGUCAAUUCUGGCAACCUUAUUCUCAAGACCUACGAUUUGAUUGCUGUUAAGCCUCUUAAUCAGUAUGCUUUCGAACAGGCUUGCGAGAAAUUGGAGAUAGAUAUAAUUGCCAUUGAUUUUGCGGAGAAACUGCCUUUCAGGUUGAAGCAAGGUUCGAUAAUAUCUGCAAUUAAGCGUGGAGUUUACUUUGAAAUCAUGUACUCUGAUCUUCUUUCGGAUGUUCAUGAAAGGAGGCAAAUGAUAUCCACUGCUAAGGUCUUGGUGGAUUGGACAAAUGGAAAAAAUCUCAUAUUAUCCAGUGCUGCCCCCUCUGUAAAUGAAAUCAGAGGACCUUACGAUGUUGCGAACUUGUCAUCAUUGCUUGGUGUCUCUAUGGAAUGUGCAAAAGCUGCUGUUUCGAAAAAUUGUAGGAAUCUCAUAGCUAAUGCUCUAAAGAGAAAGCAGUUUUACAAGGAGACCAUUCGAGUUGAAAGGAUAUCAUCCGAUGACAAAUUGGAUCUGGAUGACCCUUGGUCAGUGGAUUUGCUCAAAUGGGAUCCUAUGUCAAGUGGAGAAGGUGAUUUGCUAUUGGAUGAUAUAGCAAAAUCUUUUGCUGCUUCUAAUGAAAGAUCAAAAAAUGUGAAAUCCAUUGACUUCACUUCAAUAGUUGACAACCUGCCAUCACAAGGUUUUCUAGUCAAGAAUGUAAUAGAAUGCCCUGAGGCAAAACUUUCGUUGAAUGAUAAGCAAGAUUUGUGGCCUGUUACUGAUGCCAUUGAGCCACAGAUUGCAGUAAAUGGAGUAAUUCAACAGUCCCAUACUCUUGCUGAAGAACACCGUCCUUUAUCUGAUCGUUUAUCCUCUAUAAUUGAAAGUUCUAAAAUUUCACAUUCACAUGGUAAUGCAGAAGAAGUUCCAAGUAAUUCUGAGGAAGAAAAAAACACCAUCAAUGAAAUUGUGCAGCCCGAGAUCUUAAAGCAGGAAGAACCUAUUGAAAAGGAUGUUGAUAAUCUGCAAUCAAAAAACCUGACACUGACUAGUGAGUUAAAUGUAGUAUCAACAAAUGAGCUUGUGCAUUCUCCUACAUCUACCAAAAAUUUAUCAACUGUUGUUUUCGAGAAUGACAGAACAGAAACUUUAAAAAUGGAGAAUGUUGAUUUUCAUCAGAAUGAAUAUGGUCUAGAAAAUUCUGUUACACUGUCUGAUUCAGAAAAUGUGUGUAGGGAAAAAAAUUCAUCUAAUUUGAUUUCAGAAGAUCAAAAGCAUGCGACAAUGGUAGUAGACGGUACAUUGGCAGCUGAAGAAUGUUUACAUAGUGCAAGACUUGGGGAGCCUGCGGAUGUGGCAAUAGCCGAGGAUCAGGUUUCUCCCCUUGAUUCUUGCACAAAUGACACUAAAGAUGAUUAUCAACAAACAUCUGAGGUGUUCAUGGACGAUCAAGAAAGUGGAGACGCCGACCCGCAGAUCACACAACAGCCUUCAGAUCAGCCUAUCACUAGCGUGAUAUCCACAGCAAAUGCAGGGAAAUGUCAAUCAAAACGGGAAAGAUAUCAUCCAGCGUCGAAGCUUCCUCUUCAACGGUUAAUCAACCCUCUGCCCUUCAAGAAAGCUUGCAAAAGAAAUACAGAAAAAUGCAGAUCAAAACGGAGGAGGCAUCACCUGGGGCUAUUGCUUCCAUUUAAGCGCUCAAUCAAUCACCUAGCCUUCAAGAAGGCCCGCAAAACUAAAUGCUAGCAGUCAAUUUUUCUUCGGUUUUUAUUCUUCCAUCCUGUUUAUAAUACUUGGGUAUGCAUUUUGCAACAAUUAAUCUCUCAUUGAAUUAGUUUUGAUAUAAACUUCAUUGUUUCUAGUUUUCUAGCUGUUGAAGUCCAUUUUUUAAUCCAAAAUUUGUGGGAGGGAGGGAUCGAACUAUGGACAAACUCGAAUUGGCAUGAUAUAGUGACAGCUCUUCCACACGCUUGUUCAAUCGAUCAGAUGACAAGGUGCCAAUUAUCAUCUACUCUUUCAAUACUUUGCUCAACUGAAGUGUGGCUUUUUAUAGAAAAUGAGUAAAUAAAAAUAUGUACAAUGUUUGAGAACUUAAA
Molecule: messenger RNA, 2471 nt
Organism: Cucumis sativus (cucumber)
Lineage: Eukaryota; Viridiplantae; Streptophyta; Magnoliopsida; Cucurbitales; Cucurbitaceae
Product: protein GAMETOPHYTE DEFECTIVE 1
Exons: 6
Coding region: 91-2121 (676 amino acids)
Biological process (GO): tRNA processing
Cellular component (GO): nucleolar ribonuclease P complex
Molecular function (GO): RNA binding
Source: RefSeq, a predicted model, not a curated record